GCUUUCGCCGUUGCCGCCUGGCAGGAGAACUGACACAGAGUAGAAACGGAAUAGAUUCUGCGGCCUCACGGUCAUAUUAUUCAGGAGACGGAGCUGAAUAUUUACCGUAUUCUUAGCUUCGCACUGACCGACCUUAGCCUUAUGUGAACGCCCUACUUUGUCGUCGGGAUACUGCCAGCGAGGGCCAAGGAACAAAAUAGCAUAUCGCCAUUAUAUGACCCAGUAUCCAGUGUUACUUUUACCCUCCAUGUGGGUGAGGGAACUGUGUGUGUCAGAUUAUGGCGAGAAAAACAGUUAGCAGGAAAAGGAAGGCAGGAGAGCCGAAGGACCAACAACAGCUGAGCUGGUGUCAAGCGCCACACAAGCGGACCCGUGUUUCUUCUUCAUCGCGGCAUGCCCAGCAGUGGUGGAGCAGUGGGAGCUCUGUUGUGUGUGCUCUCCGUGGACGGGAGUUCAGACCCCAGCAGCAGCAUGAGUUGAGGCUCCAACGGAGCCUGCGUGGCUUCGCAGCCGCCAGGCUCCCUGGGAUCCUCAAGGAGAGGGAGUUUUCUCUGGGACGACUGAACAAGGUGUUUGCGUCGCAAUGGCUCAACCAUAGGCAGGUGGUGUGUGGAACCAAAUGCAACACGCUUUUUGUCGUUGAUGUCCUGACAGGACAAAUAACACGCAUUCCAAUGCUGAAGGACAGGGAGUGUCAUGAUGCUAGCUCUGGGACGGUUGGCACUAUGACAGCAGGACGGUACUAUCUCCCAACAGGGGGGCCCAAUGCCCGGUUGGACCAGCAGGGUUGUGGCAUACAUGCAAUUGAACUCAACCCCUCGAAAACUCUGCUUGCCACUGGAGGAGAUAACCCCAAUAGCUUAGCCAUCUACCAGUUGCCAACACUGGACCCUGUUUGUGUUGGAGAUGAUGGUCACAAUGACUGGAUUUUCUCCAUAGCAUGGAUCAGUGACACCAUGGCUGUCUCUGGGUCCAGAGACGGCUCCAUGGGUCUGUGGGAGAUCACAGAGGAAGCAAUCGGUCAGGCUGAGAGGACUCCGAGUGAUGACACAGUUCCUUCUUACGCGCACAUCUCCCACCGUGACCUGAAGGACAUUCCCAAGGAGUAUACCAACCCAUACAACUGUAAAGUUCGUGCUCUGGCCUUCAACAACAACCAUAAAGAGCUAGGCGCUGUGUCCUUGGAUGGUUAUUUUCACCUCUGGAAAGCAGAGCAUAGCUUGUGCAAGAUACUGUCCACCAAGCUGCCUCACUGCAAAGAGAAUGUGUGUUUAGCAUAUGGACAGGACUGGUCCUUGUACGCUGUGGGUUCUCAGGCCCAUGUUUCCUUUCUGGAUCCACGCAAGCCUACCACCCACAUCAAGUCUGUUUUUUCUAGAGAGAGAGGAAGUGGGAUCCGAUCUGUGAGUUUCUAUGAGCACAUCGUGACUGUUGGUACCGGUCAGGGUUCUCUUCUCUUCUACGACAUCCGGGCUCAUAGGUUCCUGGAGAACCAUUUUAAUCCAUCCAGCGGAUGUCGGAAGUGUCCCGGAGAUGGCAUCCUUAAGCUAUCCACAGGGAAAGGCUGGCUGAAUCACGAUGAAACAUGGAGGAGUUACUUCUCAGACAUUCAUUCCUUCCCCAACGCUGUGUACUCCCACUGUUAUGACGACUCCGGUACCAAGCUGUUCGUAGCCGGUGGUCCGCUCUGCUCUGGCCUGCAUGGAAACUACGCAGGACUGUGGAGCUAGCCUCUUCCUCUCCUCCUCCCACCAGCUCCUUCACUACAUCUUCAUGAUUCACAGACAUCCCUCCAUCUCACUCCCCUCAAGUUCAUCCGCAUCACUUUCAUUGGUAUCCGUCUUGAUCAACAGAUUAUCGGUUCUGCUCACAUUUGGACUCAGGAGCAUGAUGUUUCAUAACUUAAUAUUGUUGCUGUGUAGAUUUGUGUCCACUUUUAUGUUGCUCGUCUUCCCCAAAUGAUCCCUCCUCCCAUUUUAUCUUUUUCCUCUCUUUUUAUAUAUAUAGAUAUGUAUAUAAAAAAUGUACAAUUACCUAAUAAUUUAAAGAGCUACAAAGUCUGCCACUGAGAAACUCAGUUUUGGAAAACAUUAGGAAUAAAAGUUCUCAUGUUAGCAUCAUUUAUACAUUCACAUCCAACCUGCAGGGAUUACGCUGUGGUCAUUUGCUCGCUUAUUUUUGUACUCAAGGAUAGUGUUAACUGCUGCUUUCUCUGUGAUAAAUGAGUGUCUUUGUUAAAAAAAAAGAAGAAAAAAACACAUAGAAUUCACACAUAAUGGUUUGUCUUCAUUCUUUCGCAUAAAUGGACAGCAAUAAUGACAGAAGGACUAAAGAUGCCAUUUAUGUAGAUGGACCUUAAGGGGGAGUGCGUUUUGACAUCUGAGAAUGAUCAACAAUCGUGAAGAAACUCUUCCCUCUGCUCUCACAAGUACAACAAAGAAACGGAUCAAGCGAGUUAGUUUUUUUUUUUGUCUUACCUUCACUGAGACGAUGUAAAGGAGAAAAAAAUGCUAUAAUUGAUAACUGCAGUGUUGAUGCUCUGCUGUCACACAAUAUUGGAAUCCAGAAUGAUUUAAUUUACUUUAUCUGUAUUUAUUUCAUCCCGCUUACCUUGUCGACUUCAUUUAGCCGGUCAGGAUUGAUUAUCUGCUUCUUCUAAGGGAUGAUAACUUUGAUAACAUGAAAUAUCAUCAGAUAUGAUGAUCAUCAGAAACAGAGGAGAUGAUCUGUAGUAGCUCAGUUUCUCAGAAGUAAUGCAAAACAAGCUUAUAAUGUUUGGACUUCUCCUUAAACGGAUUGUAAGUUCUCCGGGCACACACCUUUCUUUUCAUAGCCAAAAGCAGUGAGUGGCUGUGCUUCCCCUUGUAUGUAGAAUCAGGGUAGACUUCAGCUACGUCUUUGCCUUCCUCAAGUCUUUCUGUGAAAGACUGCCACAGAACUUUAAUUAUUGGUUUCUUUUUCUACAUGAAACAAAACAACUCUGACCAAGUAUCGACUAAACAACCAACACUUUAAAGUGUGUUUUAUAAAUAUAAAUGUGUAUAUGUGCGUCCGUAAAAUGCAUUUAGAACAGUUGCCUAUGUUUUCUGUGUACGUCUGAGAAAUUGUGUGGAUCGAUCCGUCUCCUGUUUCUUUUUUAUACAAGCCUUGUGAAUCUUUUUACAAAUGAUUGAAACAGGAUGUUGUAAGAUAUAAAAACUUGGGGAUAGAAAAUCUUAAUUCUUUAAAAAGGAGUAAAUAAUACAAUAAAAUGUAUAUUAAUGUA
Molecule: messenger RNA, 3265 nt
Organism: Girardinichthys multiradiatus
Lineage: Eukaryota; Metazoa; Chordata; Actinopteri; Cyprinodontiformes; Goodeidae
Gene: dcaf12
Product: DDB1 and CUL4 associated factor 12
Exons: 9
Coding region: 279-1730 (483 amino acids)
Cellular component (GO): Cul4-RING E3 ubiquitin ligase complex
Molecular function (GO): protein binding
Source: RefSeq, a predicted model, not a curated record